This is a messenger RNA of Brassica oleracea var. oleracea, 1515 nucleotides long. Its product is annotated as CBL-interacting serine/threonine-protein kinase 11-like. Bases 116 to 1384 code for a protein of 422 amino acids. Gene Ontology annotation, biological process: signal transduction; protein phosphorylation. The transcript has a single exon. Gene Ontology annotation, molecular function: protein kinase activity; ATP binding. The record is from RefSeq and is a predicted model, not a curated record. NCBI's taxonomy places the organism in Eukaryota, Viridiplantae, Streptophyta, Magnoliopsida, Brassicales, Brassicaceae.
CAGUUCCAUACAAAGCAAACAAACAACAGCAAAAAAAAAAAAGACAAGUUAGCAUACGUGUUCACAAGUUUAUUCAGACCAAUCAUCUCUCAGACGACUUCUGGCUUCUAAACCUAUGCCGGAGAUCCAGAUUGUCUCCGACAACAGCAACACCAAUGCCUUGUUCGGAAAAUACGAGCUGGGGAAGCUUCUCGGCUGCGGCGCAUUCGCCAAAGUCUUCCACGCACGUGACCUCCGCACGGGCCAAAGCGUCGCCAUCAAGAUCCUCAACAAGAAGAAACUCCUACUCACAAACCCAGCCCUAGCCAACAACAUCAAACGCGAGAUCUCCAUCAUGCGACGUUUAUCUCACCCCAACAUCGUCAGGCUCCACGAGGUCAUGGCCACGAAGACAAAGAUCUUCUUCGCGAUGGAGUUCGUCAAAGGAGGAGAGCUCUUCAACAAAAUCUCCAAACACGGACGCCUCAGCGAAGAUCUCAGCCGCAGAUACUUCCAGCAGCUGAUCUCCGCCGUCGGUUACUGCCACGCGCGCGGCGUUUACCACCGCGAUCUCAAGCCGGAGAAUCUCUUGAUCGACGAGAACGGCAGCCUCAAGGUAUCCGACUUCGGUCUCAGCGCGUUGACGGAUCAGAUCCGACCCGACGGGUUCCUACACACCUUGUGCGGCACGCCUGCUUACGUGGCGCCCGAGAUUCUCUCCAAGAAGGGGUACGAAGGCGCGAAGGUCGACGUGUGGUCAUGCGGUGUCGUAUUGUUCGUUUUAGCCGCUGGUUAUUUACCGUUUAAUGAUCCGAAUAUGAUGAGCAUGUACAAGAAGAUUUAUAAAGGAGAGUAUCGUUGCCCUAAGUGGAUGUCUCAAGAUCUGAAACGGUUCAUCUCUCGUCUUCUUGAUAUUAAUCCCGAGACGAGGAUCACUGUUGAUGAGAUUGUGAAGGAUCCUUGGUUUGUUAAAGGAGGUUUUAAACCGAUCAAGUUCCACGAUGAGAUUGAUCUGAAAGGAGGAGGAGGAGGUGAGGUGGAGGGGGUGAAGAGUUUAAACGCUUUUGAUCUCAUUUCUUUCUCGUCGGGAUUAGAUCUCUCCGGUUUGUUUGCCGGUUGCAGCGAAUCAGAGAGGUUUUUGUCGGAGAAGUUGGCGGAGGAGGUGGAGGAGUUCGCGAAGGAGGAGAAUCUGAAGGUGAAGAAGGAAGAAUAUGGGUUUGAGAUGGAAGGGCAAAACGGGAACUUCAUGAUUGAGAUUUAUAUUUCGCGGCUGAACGAUUUGCUCGCGGUGGUGGAGGCGAGGCGGAGAGGUGGCGACGCUGGUUGCUAUAAGGAGAUGUGGAAUAACAGACUGAGGGUUAAGCUAACUAGCGUUUGCGAUCAAACGCCAAUCGCAACUAUUUGAAAUGAUGUGCCUUCAAAUCAAACGCCUAAUCGCUGUGGUUGAAUUGGCUGGAUUGAUUUGCGUUUUACUACGUUUUUAGAAGUAUCACCCAGAAAAAGGGAAAAAAAAAACAUAUUGCAUUCUUUUUUUUU